Molecule: messenger RNA, 3657 nt
Organism: Oncorhynchus masou masou (cherry salmon)
Lineage: Eukaryota; Metazoa; Chordata; Actinopteri; Salmoniformes; Salmonidae
Product: leucine-rich repeat and immunoglobulin-like domain-containing nogo receptor-interacting protein 3
Exons: 5
Coding region: 952-2820 (622 amino acids)
Cellular component (GO): extracellular matrix
Molecular function (GO): protein binding
Source: RefSeq, a predicted model, not a curated record
GAGAGAGAGAGAGAGAGAGAGAGAGAGAGAGAGUGCGAUGAAGAGAGAGAGGGAGAGAGCAAAAGAGAGAGACAGAGAGAAAGAGGCGGAGAGAGCAUGAGAGAGAAGAGACUGGGAGACAGAGGCAAACAGAGAGUGAGGGAGAGAGAAAGAAAGAAAAAGAAAUAGAGCGAGAGAGAGAGAAAAAGAGCAGGGAGAGAGCUAGAGAAGGGAGAGAGCGAGAGAAAGAGAAGGGAGAGAGUAAGAGUAGGGAGAGAGCGAGAGCGAGUGAGACGCUGACACUGAGAGAGACGCACCCUGUAAAAGAGGCAGAGUCAACAGCUACAGCAACAGAGCUCCCUUUCUCUCUCACACACAGACAGAGAACCAGACCCAUUCCAGGGGAGACGGUGAGCACACACCCCCACUGAGGAGCACCGACUCUUGGGAGGAGAUCCCACACCCCGCCCCUCCUCCGUCUGUGUGUUUUUGCAAAAAAACUGGAAGAGAGACGUAGGUGAGAGUGAAGGAAGGAGGGAUGAGUGGCUUGUUUGGCACAGCUGCUGAUGCUAGAGGCUGAGAACGAGGGACGCUGAGGAAGAGAGAGAGAAAAGGGAUCUGAAGACCAGAGGAUUGGAGGAGAGGAAGACUGGCACGUGUAGAGCUUCUCAAACAUAUGGACAGAGACAAGAGAGGGACACAGUGUCGGGGAACACACACACAAACACACACACAUCACACGCACAAACAUCACACACACAUCACACACACACACACACAGGCACCGAUGAGGAGGGAACAGGGACCACACUUCAGUCCUGGCGAAUCACUGGGAUUGGGGCCUGGUCGGAUGUCAACCCUGAAUCGCUCGCGUCCGACUCAUUGAAGAAAAACUCUUUGUCCAGUUUGAGGUGUGUGGUAAACUGACCCGGCCUGUGAUAGGCUAGGAGUCAGAUCAGGACCACCAGGGCCAUGACUGGCUCCCCGGGCAUCAGUGGGCAGUCCCUGUCACCAUGGCGGUGGCUGAGUUGCUGGGGGCCGGUCCUGCUGCUGGUUACCAUGACAACCCUACUGCCAGGUUGUUGCCAGGCAUGCCCUCCACGGUGCGAGUGCUCGGCCCAAAUCCGGUCCGUCUUGUGCCAGCGGCGGCGGCUCACCGGCAUCCCAGAGGGCAUCCCCACGGAAACUCGCCUCCUGGACCUCAGCCGGAACCGUCUCCGCUGGGUGGAGAUGGGUGACCUGGCGCCGUAUCCGCACCUUGAAGAAGUGGACCUGAGUGAGAACCUCAUUGCCACACUGGAGCCCAACGCGUUCGCCAACCUGCAGAGCCUCCGGGUGUUACGGCUGAGGGCGAACCAGUUGAAACUUGUACCCAUGGGGGCCUUCGCCAAGCUGGUCAACCUGACCACGCUGGACCUGAGUGAGAACAAGCUGGUGAUUCUGUUGGACUACACCUUCCAGGACCUAAGGAGUCUAAGACACCUGGAGGUGGGAGACAAUGACCUGGUCUACAUCUCUCAUGAGGCCUUCUCUGGCCUGCUAGGGGUGGAGGAUCUGACCAUUGAACGCUGCAACCUGACUUCCAUCUCUGGCCAGACGCUGUCCUACCUACGCAGCCUGGUCACUUUGCGACUACGCCAGCUCAGCAUCCCCUCCCUGGAGGACCAUAACUUCCGUAAGCUGGCCAACCUCCGGGGGCUGGAGAUUGACAACUGGCCUUACCUGGAAUUCAUCUCCCCCCUGAGCUUCCAGGGUCUGGACCUGUACUGGCUGUCCAUCACCAACAGCAACAUCACCUCCGUCCCCUCGUCCUCCUUCAGAAACCUGAUCCACCUCACCCAUCUCAACCUGUCCUACAACCCCAUCACCACCCUGGAGCCUUGGGCCUUCAGGGACCUACUGAGGCUCAAAGAGCUGAUCAUGGUGAACACGGGCCUGGCUACGGUGGAGCCCCACUCCCUGGGAGGCCUCAGACAGAUCCGGGUCCUCAACUUCUCCUCCAAUGACCUCCAGACUCUGGAGGAGGGAUCGUUCCACUCUGUCAACAGCCUGGAGACGCUGCGGGUGGAUGGGAACCCACUGCUGUGUGACUGCCGUUUGUUGUGGAUCCUGCAGAGACGCAAGACCCUCAAUUUUGACGGCAGGGUGCCUGUGUGCGCUGGGCCGGUGGAAGUGCAGGGGAACAGCCUCAGCACCUUCACCGACUCAGCGCUCUUUGAUCACUUCACCUGCCAGAAGCCCAAGAUACGCAACCGCAAGCUUCAACAGGUGACAGCUCGUGAGGGCCAGCCAGUGAGUUUCCUCUGCAGUGCCGUGGGAGAGCCCGCCCCCAACAUCAUGUGGAUCUCCCCUCAGCGUCGACUAAUCACAGCCAAGAGCAAUGGCCGCAUCACCGUCCUCCCAGGAGGGACGUUGGAGAUCCGCUAUGCUCAGGUCACUGACAGCGGCACCUACAUGUGCAUCGCCAGCAAUGCCGGGGGCAAUGACACUUACUUUGCAAUGCUCACGGUUCGGGGCGCGCCGAUGGAUGCCUCGUCGGCCUUCUUCGCCAACCGCUCGAUGUACGGCGGCGAGUUCUUCAACGACACAAAUCUGAAUAGCACUCGCGUCUUCCUCAAGUUCACCCUGGACCUGACCACCAUACUGGUCUCCACGGCGAUGGGCUGCAUCACCUUCCUGGGCGUGGUGCUUUUCUGUUUCCUGUUGUUGUUUGCAUGGAGCCGGGGGCGGGGCCAGCGUAAGAACAACUUCACCGUUGAGACCCCUUUCCGGAAGGCCGAGGGACCGGCGGCGGUGGGUGGCGCCGGAGGUGCCCGGAAAUUCAACAUGAAGAUGAUAUGAUACCAUGCAGCCAGGGGUCACUCGGGGGUAUAAGCACAUCCUGGAAACGGGGGAGGCAUAAGCACAUCCUGGAAACGUGUUUAACAAGACACACACAGCGCUGAAUCGCAGAGUAAAGAAAUAAAUAAAAAUAAAAUGCAUACAGUAUUCACACAUGGCUGGUAUUCACCAGGACCAGAUUCGGUUUGAGUGGAAAAACAUGAUGACCUUUGACCUCACGGCCUCCUACUGGUUUUACUCAGCUCGUGGUACAACGUUCCGUUUAUAUUUUCGAAAAAAUAUAACAUUGUCAUUAACCAGGUUUCCAUCCAACCCGUAUAUAUACGAGUAAAGUACAUGUCGGAUAAAAUAUGUCAUGCCAAGCCUGGAAACAUUUGUUGGUUUCAAACUUUCCAAAUGUCGACAAAAAUAAAUACGCUAGACGAGGUGGGAUCUUUUGUGUCUGAGGCACGCGAUGACAUGGUGUGUGGUCCUACUACUCGUCAGUACUACUCGUCAGGAAAGAACGCAGUUUAUUAGGCUACAGAUUAAAUCAAUUAUAAAUGAUGAUGAACUUCACAGGGUGGUAAAAGUACCAGGUGAUGAGCUUGAUGCUCCUUUCCAUUAAAUGUUGAGGGUCUUAUUCUGGUCACAUGAUGAUCGAUGCUUGUCUGCUGUUUGACAAAUACAAAUAAUCUCACUCUUUCAUCCAUAAUAAUCUCAUCAUGUAGGCUAUACCCACAUGGUAUCUGCGAGCUGUUGGCUAGACAGCAAGAACCAAUAGAUGCUAUAUAACGCUAAUUUUUCGGGAUGAUAAAACCAUCAUUAGAGUUAAAAAUGCGAUGGAAAACAUGGGAA